This is a messenger RNA of Gastrolobium bilobum, 918 nucleotides long. RefSeq names its product transcription factor bHLH104-like. Lineage: Eukaryota; Viridiplantae; Streptophyta; Magnoliopsida; Fabales; Fabaceae. The transcript is spliced from 5 exons. Bases 74 to 718 code for a protein of 214 amino acids. Gene Ontology annotation, biological process: regulation of DNA-templated transcription; intracellular iron ion homeostasis. The record is from RefSeq and is a predicted model, not a curated record. Gene Ontology annotation, molecular function: protein dimerization activity; DNA-binding transcription factor activity.
UGUAUGCGUAGUUGAAAAGUUUGUUGUUCCCAGAUAGUGCGGUUUGCCGGUUUGGUUAAACUGGAAAUAGCAAAUGGAUUCCUUAGAAGACAGCGGCUGUUGGGAUUUUCUCGAUUACUCUUUCAUCGAUCAUCCUCCCACCGAUUUCCUUUGGUCCAACCACAGUGUGAGCACAAAAUUUGACUUUGCAGGUGGUGAUGUUCCAAAUCAAGAGAACACCAGGAAAAGGGGACGCACUGAUUCUUGCUGCAAGGCUGGAACAAAAGCUUGCCGUGAGAAAUUGCGGAGGGAGAAACUCAAUGAAAGGUUUUGUGACUUGAGCUCUGUUUUGGAACCUGGGAAGCCUGUGAAAACAGAUAAACCAGCUAUACUUGAUGAUGCUAUCAGAGUCUUGAGCCAACUUAAAACUGAAGCUAAUGAACUCAAAGAAACAAAUGAAAAAUUAUUAGAGGAAAUAAAAUCUUUAAAGGUAGAAAAAAACGAACUCCGUGAAGAGAAAAUUGUUUUGAAAGCAGAUAAAGAGAGGAUUGAGAAGCAGUUGAAAGUUUUGCCCAUUUCACCAGCAGGGUUUAUGGGUCCUCCAGUAGCUGCAUAUCAAGCAGGGGUGAACAAGAUGGCUGUUUAUCCAAACUAUGGUUAUAUCCCAAUGUGGCAUUAUCUUCCUCCAUCUGCCACAGAUACAUCCCAUGAUCAUGAGCUCAGGCCUCCUGCUGCAUAGUUACUUGUAUUUCUGAUCUUUGGAUAUUUUUAACAUUCAUCAUUUUAUUUUACAACUUUGUCGAAGUGUUGACAUGUAAAUAUUGUCAUUGCUUCGAAUUUUAUUUUAUUUUAUUUUUUUUUAACUUAAUAUAGGAACAUGUGCUAAAUUAGGCCUACGAUGGCAAUGAUAUGAAAAUUCUAUUGAUGUCCAUUAUAAAU